Messenger RNA from Sorghum bicolor (sorghum), 644 nucleotides. Its product is annotated as histone H4. The transcript has a single exon. Gene Ontology annotation, biological process: nucleosome assembly. Bases 82 to 393 code for a protein of 103 amino acids. The record is from RefSeq and is a predicted model, not a curated record. NCBI's taxonomy places the organism in Eukaryota, Viridiplantae, Streptophyta, Magnoliopsida, Poales, Poaceae. Gene Ontology annotation, molecular function: structural constituent of chromatin; protein heterodimerization activity; DNA binding. Gene Ontology annotation, cellular component: nucleosome.
GCACCACCAAUCUCGCCUCCACUCCUGCCUGCAAUCUACUCCUCCGAGGAAAUCCACCACCCACCCUAGCGGGAAGGAGCCAUGUCUGGGCGCGGCAAGGGUGGCAAGGGGCUCGGCAAGGGCGGCGCGAAGCGCCACCGGAAGGUGCUGCGCGACAACAUCCAGGGCAUCACCAAGCCGGCGAUCCGGCGGCUGGCGAGGAGGGGCGGCGUGAAGCGCAUCUCGGGGCUCAUCUACGAGGAGACCCGCGGCGUGCUCAAGAUCUUCCUCGAGAACGUCAUCCGCGACGCCGUCACCUACACCGAGCACGCCCGCCGCAAGACCGUCACCGCCAUGGACGUCGUCUACGCGCUCAAGCGCCAGGGCCGCACCCUCUACGGCUUCGGCGGCUAGGCUGAUGGCUUGGCUCCCCCUUCUGCAGCUGCGACGUUGUCUGGCCGUGCCCACAAGUCUUGCGGUCAAGAAAGUUUCAGGAACUCUUGGUAGUUCAUCUCUGGCUGUAGUAGGUUUAUCCGAAUUGUAAGACUGUAGCAAGUUUAUUUGAAACAUGAAGCAGUAAUGAAAUUAUGUGCAUCUGAUGUUGGAAAUCAAGCGUGUUGUGCAUCCUGUCACUCUUCAAUGCAAAUGAAUGUAGUAUUCUGGUA